UUUCUAUCAAUUAUCACAUGAACUAAAAAAAAUGACACAUUGAAAACCAAGAAAAGAAAUUAUUUUGCAAUAUUCUACUUUCGCUGCCAAUUGUGUUAUUUAAUUCUUUACAAUGAAAAUGCUAAUAGAUAAUUUAUUUCUUAGUAAUUGCUUAGUUAACAGACGCUAACAAAGUUAUGGAGAACCGUCAAUCGAAAGAGGAAGGCGAACUUUCAGAUGAGGACGAAAACGGCAAAAGUAAACAAAAUUUCAGCGUUUCAAAACUGACUGGUAAUUCUAACUCACAUUUAAAUGGUGCUACGAACUUCAAACCAAAUUCUGAAUUUGGAAAGCUAAGUAGACCUGAUCAAUACCACAAAUUUAAAUCACAUGUUCAACAAACACAGUCAUCAACCCAUGGCACUUUGCCAAAUCCAAGGCAAAUUUUACCACAACCAUCUCCUCUACCUCACAGUCACAAGAAAAAAGAGCAGGAAAGAGCUUGCAUUGUCAUUAAGAAUAAUUCCGCAGUCAACUCCAAUCGCAACAGAAGAGAAUCAACAACAGAUGCCUCGGAAAUAUCAUUGAAAUCUCCAACGUCCAAGAUAUGGGACAACAGAAAACUGAGGACCUCAAUGGAUAAAUAUAAAAAAGGCACAACAAAUGACGGGGAUAGCUACCAGACAUUAUUGCAACAGUAUAAAGAUAUUCAGAGACAGCCAGCUUGUAUUAAACACCCAUUAGACCUUCUUCAUGAGCCAGCCGCUACUGCAUCGGUUGAGAAAAAAAGAUUGACUUCUGAACAAGUAAUUGGUGAUACUGCAGAAUCUGUAUUAGAGAAACAAGUUGAAAAUAUAAAGGAAGAGACAAAAGAAGAUAUUGGUGAUGUAGAGGUCCAAGAUGAGGAAUUUGAUGAUGAAUUAGAUCUGUUAGAGUUACGUCGUAAUGCCCUAGCUUCAUUAUUAGCUGAGGCGAGGGAAGAUGGUGAAACUGAGGAAAGUGAGAACUCCUCGCACGGAGGGAUAGUAAGGGCAAGUGAUGAAUCAAGUAAAACCACAAGAAGAACAUCUCGUGAAAAAUCAUCACCUAAAACAUUUCAAAGACCUUCUAAUAGAGAUGGUUUGUCAAAAUCACAGAACAGGAACAAAAGCAAAAAUGAUGCAAGGGCUCAGAGACACUCGAGGUUUUUACGAGCACGGACACCUGCUUUACGAUCUUACAAAACAAGCUCAUUUACUUCACGUAGACCUUAUAAAAUAGAUGACAGAACACCAAGAAAACCCAUUCCAUAUACUAGAACUAGACAAAAUAGCUACCCUUCUAGGUCAAGUAUUAGUACCGGAAGAUUACGGUUGAGCAGCAAAGAGGAAAGACCGGUCACUCGACGUAACUCGUCAGACAAAAGAAGUUAUCUAGCAGAUUCAAAUGAUAUACAGAAGAUACUUAGUCUUGAUGACCCGGAGGAAAAAAUUGCUAGACUUCUGUCUAUGCUCGAUAAAAAUCUGUCAAAAGAGUCGGAGAAAAGAGCCUUGGAUGUGAAGGUGAGCUCAAAGACUAUAGAGGGUGUCGAUUCAGAGCCCACACAUGACAAUUAUGAAGAGGUAGAGAUGGAUAUAGACAGUGAUCCGGAAUCAGCCCCUGCUGCUCCUGUUAACCCAGUUGAAGAAUUGCAGUUUGAACCGGAUUUCUACAAUGCUAUGCAACCCAUGUAUAUGACAAUGCAACCGACUUAUGAAGGGUAUGAUCCUGCUAUGGGCUGGUCUAUACAAGGUCCGUCAUUCUCCGAUACUGCUAUACAUGCGUCAGCCUCUCAACCACAGCAAUAUCCUCCCGCGCCUUUGAUCUCAUUCUCCGAUUCACACAUUUCCAUGAUGCCAUAUAACACGGCCAUGUUUCAAGAUAUUAGUAGACCCUACCAGUUCUUGGAUCAACAUUCCCUACAAAUGGUUCCCGAUCAGAUGAGCGGGUUAAGAGACAUUCUGCCGCCCCCGCCACCUCCACCGUUGCCGUGUGAACCGCCACCAAAUCCGCCAUUACCUCCAUCAGACUCCCCACCUCUUCCAACGUGUUCCCCUCCACCGUUACCAACAGAGAGUCUACCUCCGCCUCCACCAGAGGGCGAUAGUGAGUCACAUGAUCAGAUUCAAUUUAUGAAUAAUUUACCAAUGACAAACACAUUCCAGCCUAAUCAACAGUAUAUGGCUAAUUUAAACUUUAAUAACAGUAACAAUGACUUAAAUGGUCAUGAGGAUCAGGAUUAUCGUCUCCGCGGAAACAUAGAAAUAAAUCACGACGUCAGUCAUCAUGGUAUGUCGGAGUCACGUCUGUUUAAAUUAGCUGGAUACAGUCCAACAACAAUACCAGACAGCUGGAAUUCUAGAAAUAAGGAAGUUGUAAAUUUAGAUAGGAGUGGAGAGUUUGGUAAUUUAGCAGACGACACUACAGGAAUUGGUAACGAAAGGCGCCCCCUGGCGGUACCAGAGGUUGUUACUGAAGAAGAAGAUGAUGGGGAAGAAGAAGAAGCCAUGCUUAGAGCACAUUUGUUACAGUCUAUGAUGAAAAAAAUGAAAGAGAAACAAAAACUGCUUGAGGAUGCAAGUAGAAGUGACAGUUCUUUAUCAAGAAGCCAGUCUCCUAGCUCAGUUCCAGUUGUUAGACAAGCUAAACCAAUACCACAGAAACAAGCUUACAGUAGAAUUCAUAUGGCAAAUUUGCCAAUUCAUAAGCCUGUGAUUAUCAACCUUGGAGAGGACUCUUCAGAUGAGGAGGAAGAAAAGUCACAAACAGCGCCAUCUGGUGUACAAAAACUACUCGGUGGACUUGAUUCAUUUCUAAAGGAGGCUAGACGCUCAACAGAGACAACUGGUGGUCAGUCACCAAAGAAAGUUGACGCAGAGAAAGUAUUAGAGAUGAAGAGGAGACAGGCGUUGAUGUCUAGAGUAAGACAGGAGGAAAUUAAUCUUCUCAAACAAAGUGAAAGUAUUACAAAAGACCAAACUUUAUUGAAGACUCUAGUGAACCAGGCAUCUAAGUAUCUACAGAAUGUAAAGAUAUCUGAAGCAAAGGUUAAACAGUUAACGGAACAAUUAGCAGCUGCCGAGAAAGUUGCCACUGCAAAUAAAGACAAUCUGGAGAAAGCCAAAAAACAGGCAAGGUUGGUUAAAGACCGACUGUUAAAGAAGAAGACAGAGUACGAGACUCUACAGAAGGGUUUGAUAGAAGCUGGGCGUGAGUUACACUGUGCCGAAUAUAAGAUUGGUGCUCCUCAGCCUGUUAGAAAGCGUGUUGUACAAUCUACAAAUCUACCUCUAAUCAAUUCACAAUCAGAGAACAGACCCAUAGUGACUAAACCUGCUGGCAAGCAUACAAUGAAAGAGAAUAUGACUGUUACUAUAAAUAACCCAUCUAUCGGACAAAUUACAAAUGUUCUUGACAAUGACCUUGUGUCAAACUCUGAGCAAAAAGGAAACGUGAUGGUCGCCCCUGUCACAGAAUCUGUAAAACAGUCUAGAAACAUGAACUCUAUUCAUACACAGAAACAGUCUUUACUUGAGAUGAAGGCUUUGCUGGAGAAACAAAAGAAAUUGGAAUUAGAACAGCAACGGAAGAAAAGAGAACAGAUACUGAAAGCAAAAGAAGAGAAAAGAUUAAAGAUAAUGAAACUCAGAAACGAAAUCAAACUCGGCGAGAUGAAGUUGAAACAUGCCGAGAUUGAUAAACAGAAAGCUGAGAGGCUUAAGAAUGAGCAGAAAGAUUUAGCAAUGAGUAAAAGCGUGCUGAAGAUGGAGAAAAUUGAGUUAGGAUCGGAUCCGAUUGAUUUGACUGAUGAAGCAAAUGAAAAUCUAACUAAAAGACGCAGGUCUUUGUUAGAACUGAAUCCAAGUACUAAGCCUGAUUUGAAAGUUAACACAGAAUUGAUAAGAAGUAAAUGCAGUGAAGACACAACUGAUAAUAUAUUUGAAAUUGCCAUACCAGAAGGGAAAAAUCUGCUGAGGAUUCUUAAACUUCAG
Molecule: messenger RNA, 3989 nt
Organism: Ruditapes philippinarum (Manila clam)
Lineage: Eukaryota; Metazoa; Mollusca; Bivalvia; Venerida; Veneridae
Product: zinc finger C3H1 domain-containing protein-like
Cellular component (GO): nucleus; exosome (RNase complex)
Molecular function (GO): protein binding
Source: RefSeq, a predicted model, not a curated record